AUGGGCUCCAACCAGUCGAAGCUGCAGGAGGCACCGGGUUCGAGCGAAAAGAACACCGCUGCUGUGAGUAUGUCCGGCAUACUGCAGCUGAGUGACGAUGAAUAUGUCCACGUCGAAACCGGAGCCCCGCCGCCGUACUCCUCCACUCGGGAGAGAUCAGUCGGUCUCUCGGCCCAGCAAGCAAGGACAUGGGAGAAAGAGCUUCUUGCCGACCCCAAGAAUCGACUUGCGAUGUCGGCUCUGUCCGCUAACCCGGUCUCGUCCAUCCUGAGCAGCCGUUCGGCGGCAAUCACCGAUACCCAAACUUUCAAUAUCAGGAUUCCGUUCGAGGGAACCCCGAUCACGAACCAGGCGUCUUCGGGCAGAUGUUGGAUUUUCGCUGCCACCAACGUUUUUCGAGUUGCGCUCAUGAAGAAGUAUAAUCUGGAACAGUUUGAACUGAGCCAAUCGUACCUAUUCUACUGGGAUAAACUAGAAAAGGCCAACUGGUUCAUGGAGCAAGUGAUCGAUACCGCUUCCCAGUCCCUGGACAGUAGGCUGGUACAGCGGCUACUCGAGAGACCCGUGGAAGACGGUGGUCAGUGGGACAUGGCCGCAAACCUCGUUCGGAAAUAUGGACUGGUACCACAAGCGCUCUACCCAGACUCCUUUAGCGCUACACACAGCAGCGAGCUAGGGAGUAUUUUAACGACGAAAUUACGCGAGCAUGCCCUGAUCAUCCGUCGGAUGGCUCGUAGCAAAGAUCCGGCUGUUUUUGCAUCUAUUGCAGACACUAAGGAUGGGUUCUUGAAGGAGAUUCACUCGAUCCUCACUAUUAUGCUUGGGCCUCCACCGUCCGCCGCAGAGAGAUUCGUUUGGGAAUAUCAUGACGCAAAGGGGAAAUUUAACAAAACUUCCAUGACCCCAGUUCAAUUUGCAGCCGGCCUUUCAAGCCGGGACGCUGUUCGUGCCAACCAGGGAACGGAUGUGAACGAGCUCUUCAGUCUGGUAAACGACCCCAGGAAUUCAUAUGAACGCCUUUUGACGGUGGACCGAUUGGGGAACGUCAUUGGGGGGCGACCUAUAACAUAUGUAAACGUAUGCAUGGAUGACCUUAAACGGGCCGCGGUCGCCAUGCUUCACGCUGGCCACCCUGUAUUCUUUAGCUGUGAUGUGGGCAAGUUCUCUGACCGCAAGCGUGGCAUCAUGGACACAGCCCUUUACGACUACUCUCUCAGCUUCAACAUCCAAUUCGGGAUGUCCAAGGCAGGUCGUCUAAAAACUGGCGAGACCGCGAUGACGCAUGCCAUGGUUCUGACAGGAGUGCAUGUCGAAAAUGGGAAACCUGUGCGCUGGCGAGUCCAGAACUCGUGGGGCCCCGAUGUUGGAGACCAUGGAUGGUUCGUCAUGACGGACCAGUGGAUGGACGAGUUCCUUUUCCAGGUGGUGGUCGACCAGCGAUACGUAGCCCAGAAUAUAAGGGAUGUCCUGACGCAGAAGCCCAUCGUGCUGCCGCGUUGGGAUCCGAUGGGGACCCUUGCGUGA
Molecule: messenger RNA, 1524 nt
Organism: Arthroderma uncinatum
Lineage: Eukaryota; Fungi; Ascomycota; Eurotiomycetes; Onygenales; Arthrodermataceae
Product: bleomycin hydrolase
Exons: 5
Coding region: 1-1524 (507 amino acids)
Biological process (GO): response to toxic substance; proteolysis; L-homocysteine catabolic process
Cellular component (GO): cytoplasm
Molecular function (GO): cysteine-type aminopeptidase activity
Source: RefSeq, a predicted model, not a curated record